Messenger RNA from Gastrolobium bilobum, 894 nucleotides. RefSeq names its product L10-interacting MYB domain-containing protein-like. Bases 1 to 894 code for a protein of 297 amino acids. The record is from RefSeq and is a predicted model, not a curated record. NCBI's taxonomy places the organism in Eukaryota, Viridiplantae, Streptophyta, Magnoliopsida, Fabales, Fabaceae. The transcript is spliced from 2 exons.
AUGGAAACUAAUGCUGAAAAAAAUGAUGCAAAGGUUUGGCCUGAUUCAAUAAUUAAGGAUUACAUUCAUAUUAUGGUUGAUGAGGUCACCAAAGGAAAUAUGCAGAACGGUGUUUUUCACACUAGAAUAUGGAAUUCCAUAAAAGAUAAAAUGAAUUCCGUAAGUAAUCGGUCUUUUAGUGUCAAGCAAAUAAAGCAAAAGUUCCAUAGACUACGAACUAAGCAUCGUGAGUUCUCUUUACUCUUGCAACACACUGGAUUUGGUUGGGAUGCUGAAACCAACACUGUCACUGCUAGUGAAGAAGUUUGGCAGUCUUACAUUCGGGUGCAUCCAGAGGCUGCUCAAUUUCAAAAGAAAGGAUGUGAGCAUUACAAGUUAUUAGGAAUCUUAUUUAAUAGAAGUACUGCAACUGGAGUACUUCAUCAUUCAUCUACCCAAGACCCACCAAAUACAGAUGAAGAACUUGAGCUUGAAAAUCAAUACCUUAAUAAUGGUGUUCACGUAGAUGUUAAUCUAGAUAGUUCAGAUGAUGACUUGCAAACAAUUGAGCAAACCACACAUCGGGGAAAACGCAAAAUUCAAGCAAGAGAACGUAAGUCUUACAAAGAGUCUAAAACAUUUCAAAUGGCAGAUGCACUUCAAGCAUGGGCAGAAGCAUCUAAAGCAAAAGCAGAGAUUUCUUUUGCAAGAGCUGAGAAAUAUAGGGCCACUUCUUCAAACUAUUCUACAGAUUAUUCUAUUACAAAGUGUGUGGCUGCCCUUGAAGAGACUAAAGACGUUGCAAAUGACAUCUACAUUAAGGCUUUGAAAAAAUUUGUGGAGCCUACAUGGAGGAAAAUGUUUCUUGCUAUGUCUACUGAUAGGAGAAAGGCAUGGCUAGAUACAAUUGAUUGA